UCUCUCUUUGAUUUUUAAUCUCCACAAAGUUUCUCUUAGGAAUCAGCUGUUUGCAUUUGAUGGCUUUUGAGGAGCUUUUAAGUCAAGUUGGAGGUAUGGGAAAAUUCCAGAUCUUUCAGUUUUUUAUAACUCUUCCCUCUCACAUGGUAGUAGUAGCUCAUAUACUAUUGGAGAACUUCACUGGAGCCAUUCCUGGUCAUCGUUGUUGGGUUCCCAUCCUUGAUAACAACACUUUUUCUGAUAAUGAUACUGGGAUCCUCAGCCAAGAUGCCCUCCUGAGAAUCUCCAUCCCACUGGAUUCAAACAUGAAGCCAGAGAAUUGCCGUCGCUUUAUCCAUCCCCAGUGGCAGCUCCUUCAUCUGAAUGGUUCAAUACCCAACACCAGUGAGCCAGAUAUGGAACCCUGUGUGGAUGGCUGGGUGUAUGAUAGAAGCUCCUUCUCCUCAACCAUUGUGACUGAGUGGGACCUAGUAUGUGAUUAUCGGCUAUUGAAAUCAGCAGCUCAGUUUAUAUUUAUGACUGGAAUGCUAGUGGGAGGCCUCAUAUAUGGUUAUCUCUCAGACAGGUUUGGGCGAAAGUUGGUUCUCCUAUGCUCUUACCUCCAGAUGAGCAUUUGUGAGACCUCUACUGCCUUUGCUCCCACCUUCUCCAUUUACUGCUCUCUACGCUUCUUGGCAGGCUUUUCUUCCACAGUCCUUUUGUCAAAUGCUUGUAUACUUGCUUUAGAGUGGAUAAGGACCCAGUCUAAACCCAUGGUAAUAGUACUAACAACCUGUGCCCUCAGUGUGGGGCAGAUAAUCCUGGGAGGCCUGGCCUUUGUCUUUCGAGAGUGGCGCACCCUGCAGCUGGUAUUGUCUGUACCUUUAUUUGCCUUCUUUCUCUUCUCAAGGUGGCAGGUGGAAUCUGCUCGGUGGCUGAUUAUCACAAAUAAACCAGACAAGAGUUUAAAGGCACUUAAAAAAGUUGCACACAUAAAUGGAAUGAAGAAUGCUGAAGGAACCUUAAACAUAGAGGUUGUAAGAUCUAUCAUGCAAAAAGAGCUGGAUGCAGCACGGACCAAAACUAAUAUGUGGGACUUUUUCAGCACACCCAAUAUGCGUAAAAGGACCUGUCUCAUAUCCUUUAUGAGAUUUGCAAAUGCAGUAUCCUUUUAUGGCAUCACAUUGAAUCUUCAGCACUUGGGGAGCAAUAUUUUCUUGUUACAGGUACUUUUUGGAGUGCUCACCUUAUCAGCACGAUUUCUUGCACUUUUUGCAAUGACUUAUAUGAGCCGUCGAGUAAGCGAGAUGUUGUUCAUGCUCCUGGCGGGACUUUCCAUUUUAGUCAACACAUAUGUGCCCCAAGAAAUGCAGACCGUGCGCACAGUGUUGGCAAGUGUGGGAAUCACCUUUACUGCUGCUGCUUCCGCUAUUAUUACUCUCCAUUUCGUGGAACUCUUUCCUACCUGCUUAUUAAGAAUUGUUAUUUAUUCCCCCAGGGGAAAAGCUGCAGGAUUAGAAUUCCUGGCUAGUAGAACUGGGGGAGCACUGGCUCCCCUCUUGAUGGCUCUAACGAUAUAUUUUACCACUUUGCCCUGGAUCAUCUAUGGAGUCUUCCCUAUCAUUGCUGGUCUUUCUGUCUUCUUCCUACCUGAAACUAAGGAUCUGCCUCUGAUUGACACUAUCCAGGAUGUGGAAAAUGAGUGA
Tupaia belangeri chinensis (Chinese tree shrew) is the source of this 1685-nucleotide messenger RNA. Its product is annotated as solute carrier family 22 member 10. Lineage: Eukaryota; Metazoa; Chordata; Mammalia; Scandentia; Tupaiidae. Gene Ontology annotation, molecular function: transmembrane transporter activity. Gene Ontology annotation, biological process: transmembrane transport. The record is from RefSeq and is a predicted model, not a curated record. The coding region runs from base 60 to 1685 and encodes 541 amino acids. Gene Ontology annotation, cellular component: membrane. The transcript has 9 exons.